AUGUCUUUCCUCGGUCAGGCACGCUCGAAACUGUGCGGAAAGCAUCUCUUGCAGCGAGGUCCGCACGUUUGUGAAACGACCUUGGUUCUGUCUAACCUGCAACACCGGCACCAGCGAUGGACCGACUUCCAGCCAGCUGAGAAGGAUCCGCAAACAUUGGAUGCUGGCCUUGGCACCUCAAAAGAGAAGGUUCAGACACAGCAGGUCUGCUGCUGCCGAAUUCCAGGCGACGCUCCGAGUGUGGCACUCUCCAUCCUCUUCCCGACGACAUCUAGACCCGCGUCCUCCAAGCACAAGACGCCUUGCUCUUCGGAAUGCCACUUUGCCCGUGGCUACUUCACGAAGCUUCUCCUGGUGAGGGGCCCUCCAGCGGUACUGGAUAACUUUGCCAUGGAUCGCCUCACAGAGGCCCCGGACCUGCUGCCAAAGUUUGCAGAAAUCGCAUACUCCAAACGGCAACAGGCAUGA
Molecule: messenger RNA, 468 nt
Organism: Symbiodinium sp. CCMP2592
Lineage: Eukaryota; Dinophyceae; Suessiales; Symbiodiniaceae
Source: the annotation of a GenBank genome assembly